Molecule: messenger RNA, 9516 nt
Organism: Fukomys damarensis (Damara mole-rat)
Lineage: Eukaryota; Metazoa; Chordata; Mammalia; Rodentia; Bathyergidae
Gene: Oprm1
Product: opioid receptor mu 1
Exons: 4
Coding region: 361-1554 (397 amino acids)
Biological process (GO): G protein-coupled opioid receptor signaling pathway; sensory perception of pain; neuropeptide signaling pathway
Cellular component (GO): neuron projection; membrane
Molecular function (GO): neuropeptide binding; beta-endorphin receptor activity; G-protein alpha-subunit binding
Source: RefSeq, a predicted model, not a curated record
UGAGCGAGAGAUGGACUCCUUGAAUUGCUUUGCGCAAAAUCCGCCGUUUCUCUCUCCUCCCUCCUCUCCAGCCUCAAGAUUCUGCACAGCCCUGUCUCCUCCUCUCCCAGCAGCGUGGGGUUGAAAAUGUGCCUCUGUGUACUACUAGGGUGGGAGGGGGCUACAAGCAGAGGAUAAUGUCAGAGGCCCAGCUCCCCCUCCUGCUGGACGCUCCUCUCUGCUUCCGCCAGGGUUGGUCUCUGGAAGAAAUAGCUGGGGCUGUGGCUGUGGCGAGCGAAAGCGGCUGAGGCGCGUGGAACCCGAAAAGUACAGAUCCUCUCAGUUACCGCGCAUCGUGGUGCCCAGCAGACUGUCAGCACCAUGGACAGCAGUGUCCUGCCUGGGAAUUGCACAGAUCCCUUUGUGCAAUCCAGUUGCUCCCUGGCACCUAGUCCCCGUUCCUGGACUAACUUAUCCCACUUAGAUGGCAAUCUGUCCGACCCAUGCGGUCCGAACCGCACCGAGCUGGGCGGGAGCGACAGCCGGUGCCCUCCGACUGGCAGCCCCUCCAUGAUCACGGCUAUCACCAUCAUGGCCCUCUACUCCAUCGUGUGCGUGGUGGGACUCUUUGGAAACUUCCUGGUCAUGUAUGUGAUCAUCAGAUACACCAAAAUGAAGACUGCCACCAAUAUCUACAUUUUCAAUCUUGCCCUGGCAGAUGCCUUAGCUACCAGUACUCUGCCCUUCCAGAGUGUAAAUUACCUAAUGGGAACAUGGCCAUUUGGAACCAUCCUUUGCAAGAUUGUGAUCUCCAUAGAUUACUACAACAUGUUCACAAGCAUAUUCACCCUCUGCACCAUGAGUGUGGAUCGUUAUAUUGCAGUCUGCCACCCGGUCAAGGCCCUGGAUUUCCGUACUCCACGAAAUGCCAAAAUUGUCAAUGUCUGCAACUGGAUCCUGUCUUCUGCCAUAGGUCUGCCUGUAAUGUUCAUGGCAACAACAAAAUACAGGCAUGGUUCCAUAGAUUGUACCCUAACAUUUUCUCACCCAACCUGGUAUUGGGAGAACCUCCUGAAGAUUUGUGUCUUCAUCUUUGCCUUCAUCAUGCCUGUCCUCAUAAUCACAGUGUGUUACGGACUGAUGAUCUUACGCCUCAAGAGUGUCCGCAUGCUCUCAGGCUCCAAAGAAAAGGAUAGGAACCUGCGGAGGAUUACCAGGAUGGUGCUGGUGGUUGUGGCCGUAUUCAUUGUCUGCUGGACUCCCAUUCACAUUUAUGUCAUUAUUAAAGCUUUGAUCACUAUCCCAGAAACCACUUUCCAAACAGUUUCAUGGCACUUCUGCAUUGCUCUAGGUUACACAAACAGCUGCCUGAACCCAGUCCUGUACGCGUUUCUGGAUGAAAAUUUCAAACGAUGCUUCAGAGAAUUCUGUAUCCCAACCUCCUCCACCAUUGAGCAACAAAACUCCACUCGAAUUCGUCAGAACACUAGAGACCACCCCUCCACGGCCAAUACGGUGGAUAGAACAAACCAUCAGCUGGAAAAUCUGGAAGCAGAAACCACUCCAUUGCCCUAAAUGGGUCUUGUGCCAUUCAGACCCUCACUGAGCUUAGCAGCCACCAUCUAUGUGGAAGCAGGCCACCAGGAGAAUGUGUAGGAGGCUCUAGUUUCCUAAAACUGUGCUUCCUUCUGAGUUAUCAAAAGUGUGUCCUCUCUGGCUACUCCACUCCAAUCCUUAGAGGGGCGUGCAGACUACAUGAAGCACUCGGAAGAAAAAAAAUAUGCCACACUUAAAAUCUGGUUUAUGUACAUAAGCAUGAUGAUGCCCAGUGGGGACCAAAAAUGCCAUGGUAUAUGACUGGGGUCAUCACAGAAGGUAACCCUUCUGUAUGUAAUAUUUUGUUUUCUAGCAAGUAUUUAUGACCUUGUCAAACAAAAACCAUUGAUUGUUAAAUUCACUGAAGUAACACAUAAAGUAAAUGCUACCUCUGAGCAUAUUGUAUGGCAAGUCCCAGUCUCUAGUCUUUUGUAAAAGAACAUGGUAUUCUCUUUUUGACCUAUAAUGUUCACUUUUCAAUUUUCAUCCGGUUAAGACAUCAGUUGCACUUUCAUUUCUUGGUUUUGUAUGGUUUAAAAGGACAACAUCUCUUCACCUAGCUCCAAAAUUUCAAAAGCAAUGAAUAUGAAUGGUAACCUUGCACUGGGUCUGCAACCUUGUAUUGGAAUUGUCAGCUGCCGAAAGAUUAAGUCUCCUCCACUACAAGUAAGUUCUUGGAGUCACAAUAGGAGAUUAGCCAUUUUCAGGCUUUCAGGGCUUUCUGCCCGCUUUUAACUGUGGAAUUCCCUUGCUGCUAAGUGUUCACAGAACGUAACAGUUAGCCAAGUGCUCAUCAUUGCAUCCAAGCAUUUAAAACACACUCCUCAUUUCCCAGUAGUUUCUUCACAUUGCAUGCUCUCUUUGUGUAUGACUUUCCUCUUUUUAAUUCAGCUCAGAAUAUUGAUAUCUUGUGAAUCAGUGUGGUAAAAUGACAUAUGUUUGUUGAGUGCCAAAAUAGUUUAAACAUUUUUUAAAAUGAAUUUAAUCUCAAAACAGAAAGGCUCAAAAAAACCGUAUAGAAAAAAGUGUGAUCUUCUUUCAGUCAUGUACAGUUAUUUGGACAUGAUAUAUUAACAAUGGCCUAAAAUGAUUUCCUUGAAGAUUGCAUUUAUAAUAUCAUCACCAAUAUCUUGAUCUUUUUGAGCUCUGCUAAAUGUCAAAGUCUCCUUUGUAAAAUGCCAGUCUUCUAAGUAGUUUCUUUGAGAUAAUUCUGCUCUUUGGCUAGUUUUCUUUGUUAUGACAUUCAGGACAUAAUAGCCAAUCUUCUGUUUAAUAUGAUCUGUGUAGACAGGAUAGAUGGCCCACACAAAGAAGAUCUCCUCUCUGAACUGUUGUCUUCAUUGAUUAAGUAAAUCAAGUACAUAGCAGUCAUCUAUGGGGGUAGAAGUAUGAAACAGGGUCCCUGCUUCCCUUAGAAGUGUGCCUGAGUCGACAAGCUGCCAGCUGAUGAACUGUAAAAUGUGCAUCUCUUCAUCAAUCUAGCAAGGCACAAAUAUGCAUCAGACAUCCAAAAACAUACUUCUGGGAGACAGCUGUUGAAGACUACAAUAAUUUACGGUCUCAGAUCCAAUCAGUUGUAAUUAUGUGGACCCAACCCAUAAGCCAAGAUAUUUUAAUGUUUCCUUCUGAUGAUGCUCGAUGUUUGCCAUUAAAACCACCAUUUCUCAAAUAUUAUGCCCCAGGAUAGAUGUUCAUUGUGUGAUUUUUAUUUUACAUUUUCUGAUCAAAGUAAUUAAAACCAAAGCCUUAAAAAGAUUUAGUACUUUAAAAUGCAUAAUGCAAAUAAAACAUUAAGGGGGAAUGAAAUAUUUGUAAAUAAGUGCUGGAGAGGAAAAUUCUCCCUUUUAAUUUGCCAGGAUUACAUGUGUUCUCUCUAGAGAUGCCAAUAUUGCUGUCUUUUCAUGACAAUUAUUUCUCGGCAAUUAUUGUUGCUGCUAAUGACUCACUCUUAGUUAUGAAUUAUCUACCAUGUAGUUGAAAGCAACAUAGUCUUGAUGUAGUACUACAUACGUCUUUUUCUAAAAAUAUCAUCUUUCAUACCAUCUUUUAGACUGCAUUGAAUACACAGUAAAGGGGUUCAUUUACAAAUUAAGUAAACACUAUGCUGUUAACCUAUUGCAUGGAAAGCCAUUUUUGUUAUAGAUUGGUAGAACUAUCCCACAAUUCCAUGUUAAACAGAGGUAACAACACUAGCUCAAUCGGGUAGGCUAAGGUUUCUCAUGAAAUCUAAGGAAACUAAGUUUCUACCUUGUUAUUCCUUCUGAUUUUGGCUUUCCUGGUAGGGAUGAGAUUUCUUCCCAGUUUGAUUUCCCAGGAAUGCAGACUGUAGGUGUGAAAGAGAGAUUUUGCUACUUUGUAUGAUUUCUUACUAAUUAUUGUGUGCAUGGUAGUUAUAACCAUUCCUCCUUCAGUCUCCUCCUUCACUAUUUUACUCCUGCGUUCUUCCCUUAACAACCACCAGAAAGGAAAGAAGACGGGAGAUGAGACCCCCCUGAGGAAAAUGAUUGCCAGGACCCAGAGGGAAAAUGGGCAGAGGAGAAUUGAGAAGGAACUGAAUUAUACUUAUGUUUUAAAUGUUUUGCUAUAAUCUUCUGGAUCCACCAUAAUUUUAUGACAUCAAAUAAAAAGUAAAGAUACCAAAAACUUGGAUUUUAAGGUCUUACAGAUUUGUAUCUGAAUACACAUCAUGAAAAUUUUUAGCUUUGUGGUUUUAAACAAUGUAAUCUCUUCCAGCUUCCAGCUUCUCUUGAGAAGGUACAUGGUAAUGUGACCUUCUUGAGUCAGUGGUCAGGAUAGAAUGAAAUAGUGUACAUAAAAUAUUGGCCUACCAGGCAGCAAAUGCUUCCUAUAUGUACUGAAAAUUAUAAGUGAAAAUUAUAGAUGUCAACAAAGCAUGACAAAAAAAAAAAGAGUGGAAACUAGGGAAACCCACUGGGAACCAUCUCUAAUCACCUUUGGCACAAAACUCUGAGAAAGACACCUUCUCUUCCCAGUUUGAGAUGGUACUGGAUUCACAGUCAGAAAACAGGGCAUGCAGAUUGAUUUAAAGCCACUGACAUUAAUGUCAAAUGCAAAAAGCCUGGCAAAAGUUCCACUUUGUACAUUCAUCCAUGAGCCAAUCAAAUUUAUUAAGAAGUCAUUUCACACCAGUCAUUGUUCUCUACUAUCAUCAAAAUAUUAAGAGUACAAGGAAUUAUAUGCGUAAUUAUGUACAUAACUGCUCAAGAAAUAAGCAACCUCAAGUGCCAAAGCUUUGUGUGCUGCAGUGUGUGGCAAUGACCAAGCUCUACUCAUGAAAUACACUGGCAUUUCUUAAAGCAUUGCGUAGAUGGGUCAAGGUCAAUUGAAUCCAACCAACAUUGUUUUGUCUUGGACACUUGGGUUAUAAACACAAGGACCUUUAACACUGAGAUUUAGGAUUGAUUAUGAAGUGUGUUAAGGGUGAAUCAGAUGUGACUAUUACAACAAGGUGCUCUUCAAAUAACAUUAAAUCAACACUUCCCUUGCAUUUCAAAGAAAUUUAACACUAAAAAAACAUUAAAAUUAAAUACAUCAAUCUUUGAGGGCACUACUUAACUCAAACAUAUGAAAAGAUACUUCUAAACCCUGGACACAUAUUCUUAAAAAAAUCAGUGUUCCAAAGUUCUUCCUAUCACACAUUUAAUAAAUAUUUAACAGUCUACAUUUUUGACUUGCUUUGAAUUUCCUCCAAGUGCACAGUGAGAAUGAAUGCCACUAAAAUCAGCAUUUGGAAUUGCACUUACUUUACAAAGUUACAAGGAAAUGUGAGAAGGCUACUGCUUCCUCUUCACUUUGAGAAGUUCAGAUUUGUAUUUUAGAACCAAACCACCUAGAAAUUGAUACUCAGAGUUCAAGACCAAAAAUCUGCAAAUCCCAGACUCCACUGCUAAGGGGCCCAUAAUCCCUUGCAGUGCAGGUACAUGCUCCUCUUUUUUCUUUCAAGCUCAAGAAAUUUAGCAUGUCUGUGAUUCGUUCACAUCCAAAAGAACUUCGUAGGUGAAAAUAAAGGAAAACUCUCUUGCAAUAGGUUAGUUAAAAUCUAGUAGUAGAACAUGCUACCAAAUGUGAGGCAAGGCAGAAUUAUUCAUUUAGGAAAUGUAAAUGAAGAAUCAAGGCGAAACUAGAUAGAGUAAUAAGCAAAGGUGAGUGCGUACUGGGCUGCACUAUCCUACCAUUGUAAUUAUUCAGCAUCACACCUUGCUACGAAUAAAUAGCUGGCAUUACCAUAUUUUAUUCUAAGGAAUUAUCUUUCAAUGCCUUCAGUUGUUUUGUAAACUUGGUAGCGAUCUAUUUAGAGUUGCAAAGAUUCUACAGAAUCUGUCAGACUAGAAAUAGGACUUACCUGUGGCUAUAGUUAGUGAAAACAACUACACUAAAUAGUUUUGCAGCCUAGGAUUUCAGAAAAAUGUAUGUCUUUGCUAGAACACCACAAAAACUAUAUCAGUUCUUUGUGAGUAUAAAAAAUGCUCACUUCAUCAGAAUAUGUUACAAUAUAUACAUACGUUACAAUAUAAGAAUAGAUAAAAUUUAUAUUUUUCAGGUGAUAGGUCUCUUGAUUUUCAGUUUUGAAAGAAUGAUAAUAUUAAUCAUGUUCCAUGAAGAAGAUAAUCCUCGUUUUUGUAAUAACUGAUGUCUCCACAUCUCUGUAUCUCAAUUUUAUUGUUAUCCAGAGCUACUUCAUGGAUUAAAUAGUUGGCUUCUUGAACCUGAAUCAUGUGCCCGAAGUAUCAGCCUGCAUUGUGAAAAACACAAUAAUUGCUUAAAUUCCAACUAAUAUGUGCACUCUUAGCAAUAUGUGCACUCCCUAUUGGGAAAAUGUACAUUUGUUUUAUGAUUUCAGAUAGGGAACACAGAAGCCCUUUGGAGAGAGGGAAAUUUACCUUGAUAUUGUCAAAAACACCAUAAUAGAAAUGUUAAGCAACAAAAACCUUUCAGGAAAAGGUUGUUUUAAAUGUUGCCUAUAACUUCCUUCUGCAUGCCUUGCAAUUUGAUUUUUAAAAGGAUCUAGAUGUUAAAAGCAGCUUAUUCCAUUCAUUUUCAAGUCUCUUAAAAGAAACUUCUGGGUUUUUGCUUGCUAUACAUAAGUGUUGUGUUUAAUGGCAUUAUCCACCAAUGUUAGGAAAUUUUGUGUGAAUACAAAGUUACAAAAUACUAAAUGGGAAUGAGAGAAAUGAUAAAAAUAGAGCACAGUGGGAGGAGGAGAAAGGGGAGUAACAAAGGCAAUGGAUGACACUUUUCCUAAGAUGAUACUAAACGUGGUCAUUCACACUGUAAGCAGGAGCUUGGAUGAUGUAAACGUAGUAAAAGCGCUUCAAUUAAUGAAUACUAGGGAAAAAAAAAGAUUACAUUUGUGUGACUUGGUGUUGUGACUUCACUGACUCCCCCCCAAAAAAAGCAGAAGCUUCUAAGAGAGGGGAAUUGCAGUUACCUCUCUCCAUUUGGAGGAGGGCAGAAGUGCCCCAACACUGCAGGGUAUUUGCAGAAUCUGCAAGUCUCAUAGUUUCUUCUUGCCCUGAUUCCCUCUGCAUCUGAGCUUCUGUGUUGCUUAUUCUGUAUCUUGUCAUAGCAAUGUCACCAUCCAAUACUGCUGUAACAUCAAAUCAAACACACCCUGCUAACAGUGGGUGUCCUUCCAUAACUUCAAGUGCCUGAGUAGGUUUGGCUGAACACCUUUCCCUGCUCAGAGUUAGGACGGAAGGCCAGGUUACAGGCUGUCAGUCCUCGGUAAACCCUGGAAAGAUUCCAAGCAGAGGGAAGCCCUGCUGGAUUUUGAGUGAUAUAUUAGAGUUCCUCCUCCCCCACCCAAAAAAAUAUGCCAUUUAUAUGGUUACCUUUCUAUAGCAUAGCCAUGAAAUGCAAUAUUAAACUGUAUAUUUAUUUCUGCCAGAGUGUACUAUGGCUUUUCUCUUGCCACAGACAAAACUUCAUAGUUUAAAAUCAGUGGAUGUUAUCAUGUAAUGAUUCUACCAGAAACUUCCAAAGAACAGACGGUCCCCUUUAAAUUUGGAGGAAAAGACCUACUUAAGGGUUUCUGAAUGUCUUUUUUAAUUUUGCUGCUUUUUGAGGAUUUUGUGUUUCCUUUUGUUUUGCUUUGCUUGUUUUUUGAACUGGGGAGGGGUUGGUUGUUGUUCCUUGUUUCUUUGUUCUUUUUUCUCACUUCUCCCUGAAAUGUGUCUUUAUAUAGAUGGAUUCUCUUUAGAGUAAGACCUACAAGUCCUUCCUCUGUUUUGUCUCCUGAAUGGAUCUCCUUGUGCAGUGAUCAGUGCAGUUCAGUGCUGCUCACUGAGGCAUUACUGUGUUCAUGGCCUGACAUCGGGGUGGGUCACCCCUAUUCCCCUUAUCUUCAAAUAAGGGAUCCCCUCUCUCUGUUACUUUGACUCUAUAUUAGAGUCAGUGUCUAAUAUCCUACUAGCACAGGAAACCCAUCAGUUGAUUCUUGUUCUACAUCUCCAGAAGUGGUAAACCUGAUUCCUCCUUCCUGCUCCUACUUCUGCAGGGCUCCAUCCAGAAAGCGGGAAAAGAACAAGGCUUCCUGUUACUCUUCUUGGCUAUGAUACAGUUUGUUCCCAUCUGCCCUUAGGUUUACCCCUGCUCUGACUCAGUGCAGAGCUGCUCCUGAUCACUGCUGUAUUAACUCAAAACUCAUUUGCUCUAUGGAAAUACAGAGUCCUUAUUUCUCAAGGGAAUAGAGCAAACCAACAGACCUACUUCCCAGCUUGUAGUUUCCAUGUAAGCAACCACAUUUAUAUAAAUUAGAUUUAAAUAUCAGCUUAUUUUCAGGAUUUAUAAACUCAGUAUUACAAAUAAUAAUCUGGUAAGUGUUCUCAGAAUACUCUUUCUAUGAGUCAAUGGCAUAACUUGGGUAAUAUAACAAUAAGAAAAAAUUGUGUUGAUCAGAAGCACUACCUAGUGAUUUUGUUUCUUUGUUUUUCUUAAUAAACUACUUUCAUUUAUUAGAAAAACAAAAUGGGGAUAGAAUUAAUCCUGAUUAACUUUUUUUCACUUUAUAAUGAACUCUUUCCUUCUAACCAAAUCUUGUCAUAAUCAGAUCUAUAAACCCAAUUACAUAUAACAAUUCCUAACAAUAGCUGGAGAUCCAUUCAUUAUAAGCAAUAUUCCCUACAACAAAUUCCAGUGAAAUCUAGGAAGUAGGUCAGCGCAUUGAGGUUACUUGUACCAGGAUUUGCCUUUGCACUUUUGUAUGGAUAGGUAUACAAAAAUACAGAUAUCCGUUUUAAAGUAUCGUUUUCAUAACAAGGCUGAGGCUGCCUGCACAAAAUUGAAGAUCACUUUGGUUAUUGUUUUAUUAUUGAUUAAGAAGACAGUUAAAACAACAUGCUGGCUAUUCUCUGUCUGGUUUCUCAGCUAGAAGCUGAGCAAUUAAAGACAACACAAAGAAAAAACCUACCUUGUACAGUACUGUACUUCAAAUUGAACUGAAGGAAAGGUAAAGGAAAUCUAGAAAAUGACAAUUGUCAGGUAAUGACUGCUAUUUCUGACAUAUACUCAAACAAAGUGUUUCUUCUUGUUCUGUUUUUGCAUAUUUUAAAACAUCUUUGAAAAAAUUUAAAAUUAAUGCUAAAUUUGAUUUGAAUCCAAAGACCCUGUGAUUUUGUUUAUGGCUGAUUCUGUUGAAUUUUCUGUUAUCAUUCAGGUGCUUUGCGUUUUAACCAUACUUUCAAAUAUUCACCACCACUUCCCAGCAAACACAUGUGAGCAUGCACACAUACACAUGCACACUCAUCAUAAAAUAAAACUGUGGAAAUUAUAUGGUAGUUGUUAUCAAAAUAAAAAGCAAUUGAUAAAAUUUGUCAAAGCCUUAUCUCCUUAACUGAAAGCUCUGAGUACAUUUGUAUUCUGGAAAUAAAAUGAAAAUUAAAAUAUGCUUUCAACUAUAUCCCUUUAAUUUAGAUUUUAAUA